Hansenula anomala is the source of this 534-nucleotide messenger RNA. RefSeq lists its product as uncharacterized. The coding region runs from base 1 to 534 and encodes 177 amino acids. NCBI's taxonomy places the organism in Eukaryota, Fungi, Ascomycota, Saccharomycetes, Phaffomycetales, Wickerhamomycetaceae. The record is from RefSeq and is a predicted model, not a curated record. The transcript has a single exon.
AUGCCACGCUUAAGAAAAUCGAUCCAAAAGAUCAAUCAGUUGGAUUCUGACUUUCCCAUUGACGAAGAUGAACAGGAGGAACUUUUGGAACUGUUGAAAACGGAUAACAUCCAAACAAAUAAACUAUUCAUCAACAUUUUCACCAUUAUUUACUUGAUCCCCAUCCCAUUAUUUAUUCAUUUGAAAUAUUUUAGAACUUCAAGCACCAUUAGUUUUCUAAGCAUCGUGAGCUUGGUGUUGUCAUUAAUCAAGAUUAGAUAUCUACACGUUAUAAAUUUUGCAAAUUUUGAAUCAUCAAUUGUACAAUGGUUAUCAAUUUUAUACAAGCCAUUAGUCUUCAAUGUAUUAAAUUUGAUAAUUUCCAGUAUUGUAUUGAUGGUGAGGUAUGAACAAGGGGUUGGUGAUUUGAAUUUAUUAUAUUUCAUACCUUUCUUAGCGAGUGUUAGUUCCAUAUUGUUGAUGUAUUGGAUAUUAGAAUUGGAUAAUGGUAUAACAAGUUUAAGUAAAUUGAAGUAUAAAUAUAAAUCAGCUUAA